Messenger RNA from Pyricularia oryzae 70-15, 2476 nucleotides. RefSeq lists its product as uncharacterized. The transcript has 7 exons. The record is from RefSeq and is a predicted model, not a curated record. Gene Ontology annotation, molecular function: DNA-binding transcription factor activity, RNA polymerase II-specific; RNA polymerase II cis-regulatory region sequence-specific DNA binding; zinc ion binding. Gene Ontology annotation, cellular component: nucleus. The coding region runs from base 60 to 2240 and encodes 726 amino acids. Gene Ontology annotation, biological process: positive regulation of transcription from RNA polymerase II promoter by galactose; DNA-templated transcription. NCBI's taxonomy places the organism in Eukaryota, Fungi, Ascomycota, Sordariomycetes, Magnaporthales, Pyriculariaceae.
CGUUGUUGGUGAGGUGAUUUCGACAUCAUCUGUUGUCAAAAGAUAUCACUUCUGGCAUCAUGACUCGGCCACGGGUUCCCGAUGAUAAACGUCUACGCAUUGCCCAGGCAUGCGGCUUUUGUAAGACUAGAAAACAAAAGUGUGAUGGAAAGGUUCCUUGCAGCCUCUGUAUACGCAAGAAAAAUGCCGACAACUGCGUCUACAAUCCGGCGCAUCGCAGGAAUGCCGGCAUUGCAAGCAAGCGACAGCGAGUGGAGGAAGAUGCUUCUCUAACUACUCCAGUCUCUCCAACAACAAAGUCGGAAUCACCCAAAAGUCCUUGUUUGGACGCCGAUACCCCAGUAUCCACCACAACAAUCCCAACCCCUUCCAGCGCACACAACGGGUUUGGAUCUAAUUUUGGAUAUAGUCCAGAGGCAUAUGUUGUCUCGACACCCAAUAAGGACCCGAUACAAUCAAGGCCGUCAUCAAACACCUCACAGCAGGUGGAUUGGGGUGCACCUGUUGACGAAUCUUGGAGUAACCAACUUCUAGAAGGCGUCAACUCUUGGAGAGAUGUUCGCAUCCCUUCACAUCUUUACGCCACGGAACGCAUGCUUGGAUUGCCACUACCGGAAGAUCUACUGGGAUGCUCCAGCCACUUGGCAUAUCUCGAUGCUUUACGAAAUGUUCUCGAGGUGACCGGCAUGCCAAACCCAUUACAUAGACCUUUUGAUGCACGCUUCAGACUCAUGGAGCUCCCGCCAACUUUUAAACAGCCAUCGGUCACGUUACCGGUGCCACUACCCCCAGAGAGACAAUUAUAUCAUCUCGUCGAGGCGUUCUUGGUCAAUACCCAAGGCUUGAUACAAGUCUUUGACGAAGAAGCUACCUUGAACUUGACUGCACUGAAGAUAAUUUCAGAUGGCAAUCAGGACGCGAAGGGUCGCGUGCUUCUCUACCUCGCUGUAGCGAUAGGAAUUGUGAUCGCUGGGCCCACCACCGAGUCUUAUGGACUUGAGCUGGACGCAGAGGCAUAUUUCCAAAGCGUCGAGACACUCGUGGGCAUUCUGACCAAGGAUUUAUGGGCAGUACGGGUUCUUUUACUAAAGGCCAUGUACUCCUUGGCUGUGGUGCGGAGGAACGAAGGCUAUGAACACCUUGGUCGCGCCGGUUUGCUUGCACAGCAGCUCGGAAUGCAUCGAGAGGAGCAAAUUCUCAUGCGAUACGAUGAGAUAAUGAAGAACGGGAGGCCUUGGAGCUUCAAUGUCAAUAUUGGCCGGCUCAGGCGGAACGUCUGGCGGAGUCUGCUUCUGCUGGAUCGCUUCGUGGCUGCUCAGCUGGGUCGACCGCCAGUAGUAGCCGACGUUUUUGCUUUCCCAGCACCACCCGAGGAUGCUGACGGUGAUAUUACCAGCCUUGGCCCGAGUAUCCGCGGGGUCGAAAUGUUGAGCACGAUUCUCUUGGGAAUUUACAACAAGUCGGAGACACUAGCAGUGGAAGCUGCUGAGAUCGCCGGUCAAGAUAUCGACUGGCCUUAUAUGAACGAUAAAUCAGCCAUCCUCUUUCCCUCUUCCCAGUCGCCGCCAACCACGCCUGCAGAAUUGCAGCGCUGCGCCAUUCAUAAUCUCCACCACAGACUGCUGCAGCUACAUUCUGUCAUUCUUUUGGGUCGGCCGUUCAUGCUAUUCGACGCCCACAUCAAGGGUUAUGACACUCACCCGCUGUCUGGAGAAGGGGAGAAAUUCCCUCGCGACGCAAUAGAGGCAUCUUACAAGUCCAUCGCGAUGGUUUGGAGUGCAAUGGAGGAGGGCUUUCUAUCCAGGCGCAACCCUUUCAUAGUCUACUGCAUGAACUCGGCCAUUCUCAUCGUGCUUAGCCAGGAGAUUUCAUCCAAGACGUGGAAACGGAGUGCAGACCCUAUAUUACGUGGUGACGGACAAGUCACGGCCAUGCAGAAGUCCAUCGCGGUACUUGAGUACAUGUCGGAGCGUGAGCCACAAAGCAAACAUAUGCUGGGAAUCUUUAGGUAUCUAUGCAGCAAGUGCAAGAACCCCCAGCUCGCAUCAUUAGCUCACGGGCAUGCUCUGCCCCCGACGCCCGAAGUCUUGGACUCGCCGGUAGAGUCUGUCGGGUCGUUGCCUUGCCGCACACAAUACGUGUCACCGUCGAAUCAUGACCAAGGAACCUCUGUGUUCUCGGAAGGCAUAAAGGCCGGGCUGGAGUGUUCCCUUCAAAUAUCAGGUAGCUUAACGGGUUGACGACCAAUUUAUGAGGACUUCAUUCUUAUUUUUUUAUUUUUUUUUACUUUGAGGGAGGGACAGCUAACAACUUGUAAAUAUGGCUGUUAUGUGUAAGAUGCAAGCGCAUGUAACGAUUGAGCUAGGUUUUAACGGAGUAUGUCAUUUGGGUAUUUAGACUUGGCCUCGCGAUAACCUUUUUGUUACGCGCAAGCUAUGAAUGUUGAUGAUGAUUGAAAGAAAAUUCUUAUGAGUUA